Molecule: messenger RNA, 554 nt
Organism: Staurois parvus
Lineage: Eukaryota; Metazoa; Chordata; Amphibia; Anura; Ranidae
Source: the annotation of a GenBank genome assembly
CAUAGCGACACAUCACUCUGUGCUCUACAAUGCUAUUAUAUGGAAGACCACAUCAGUGCUUUUCUACAGAACAGAACUUCACCUCCCUUCCGGGCAUCUCAUCUAUUCUGAGCACUUCAUCUUGCUACAGGCAGUUAUACCCCCUUAUAGUUCCCUUCUGCUUCCUUAGCUUUGAUACUAAAAUAAGAUCAAAAAUUUUGUCCAUUUCCUUUACCUGCCACCAUAUUCUACACACUCCUUACGUAAUCAUAAUGCUUGUCUCUCUCAUACCCUUCACAAUCCUCUUCUACGUAUACUGCCCUUUGUCAUAUCCUACACUCCUCUCCUGUACAUACUGCCCUCUGUCAUACCCUCCACACUCCUCUCCUGUACAUACUGCCCACUGUCAUACCCUCCACACUCCUCUCCUGUACAUACUGCCCUCUGUCACACCCUCCACACUCCUCUCCUGUACAUACUGCCCUCUGUCACACCCUCCACACUCCUCUCCUGUACAUACUGCCCUCUGUCAUACCCUCCACACUCCUCUCCUGUACAUACUGCCCCCUGUCAUA